Aplysia californica (California sea hare) is the source of this 1481-nucleotide messenger RNA. RefSeq lists its product as uncharacterized. The record is from RefSeq and is a predicted model, not a curated record. Gene Ontology annotation, cellular component: mitochondrion. The transcript has 8 exons. NCBI's taxonomy places the organism in Eukaryota, Metazoa, Mollusca, Gastropoda, Aplysiida, Aplysiidae. The coding region runs from base 238 to 1257 and encodes 339 amino acids.
GACUCGAGUCCGAAUAGACAAAAAUUGUAUUCGGACCUGUAAUGUUUGUGUCUGAUGUGUGUAAAAAUGGGAAUGAGCUAGCUAUGUUGUGAAUGUUGAAAGAAUGAUUCUUUAAUAUCACAAUUAUUUCCCUUUCUUGAUACGUCAAACAUUGUCUCGUUUUGAAUACACACGAGAUUUCAGUGUAAACUAAAUAAAAUCAGUUCACCGGCAGAGAUAUUUAUUUAUAGUAUUCAAAUGGAAAAGAGCAUCCUUCCCAAAAUGGCCUUUGAACUUCCAGUGCCAUCAUCACCUAUUUCAAAGCCUGCUGAUGUGAGGAUGUCCCAGAUAAAUGUGCUCACACAAAAUCUGCAGUCAUAUCCUCUACAAGUGAGAAGGCUUGUAUUGAUGCAGCCAUCUAUGCGACAACUCACUCCUUUAUUAGGAUCCGACGUGUUACCACAAUGUAGAACUUAUUUGCCAAAGUCAGCGUGGAAAAGAAAUCCUUUCCAUCAGCUAUUUCCUGUGGCCCAAUGCUCGUCAGAUUCAAGAAAUUCAAAGUCUAGUUCUGAACUCACUGUGUCUAGUGGUGAUGACGAUCAGUUGCCUGGGGUCUCAGCAAGGCGGAGUGUCACAUCCACAAGUUCAUCGACCAGACAAGAUGACAUCUCUGGUGUUCAAAUUAAUAUGUGGUUAGACCAAGAGACCGGAUUAGAUAGGCUGCGACAGGCCUAUACCAUAGGGAGCAGUGGAAUAUUUGUGCAGGAAGAUACCCGGAACCUCAAUACCAUGCUGUAUCGCACAGCAUUGCUGGGCUUUUUCAUCAGCGUUGUCAUUUCCAGUCAGAAUGAAACCAGGAAGAAACAAAAACAUCUGUCACAGACUGAGGCCCUUUUGAAAGGUGUUCAAUCAGAGCGGCAGUUGCCAAGACAGAUCUUGAAAGAUGCAGCGAAGACAACAUUGAAGUUGACAGCCUGGGCUGCUGUUCUUUUCCAUUUACCACAUGCUAUUGCAGUUUACAGGAAUAAAACAAGCAUCUGGGAAUAUGCAGCGACAUCAGUGCUAGCAUUUGGCGUUCUAGGUGUGAGUAAGAGCCCAAGAGUGUUUCUGUCCUUUGUUGCUGCUGGAGCCGUCACUGGUACGGUUGGUGGCUACUUGAUCUGUCAGGUUCUGACGUCUGCGGGUCUGACCCAAGAACAACGGCAUGUGGAGAGGGUCAAACAGUACAUUCUGGAUCAGAGGUCCAUGAAGGCAGGGAUAGAUGAUGUACCCAUGUGAAGAUUUGCACACCUAGUUAGAUACUGAAAUAGAUCUUUUGUAUUUUUGUUGUUGUUGUGUACAACAGAGCAGAAUGCUGAGGAUUUGAAGUGUCCCCUGUGAUUAAAGUGCUGCAUCUAUCUGUCUUUUUUCUGACUCCAGUUUGAGACUUCAUUAUUUAAAGAUGAUUGCAAUGUGUUUAUAAGGAAUUUUAUUAACAAUAAAACUAGAUUAUGUUACUUGAA